Messenger RNA from Lathyrus sativus (Indian pea), 1212 nucleotides. Lineage: Eukaryota; Viridiplantae; Streptophyta; Magnoliopsida; Fabales; Fabaceae. The record is from the annotation of a GenBank genome assembly.
AUGGAUAGAAGCUCGGAUUCAGACUCUAAAUCGCACGAUCAUGCCAAGACGAAUAUUAACCAAAACUCAAAUAUGAUCUCAUUACCGCCUCUAUCUGAAGACUUGAUGUUUCAUAUCCUUACUUUUGUUCCUAUUAUUUGCUUGAUUAACUCUGCAAGGUAUGUUUGCAAAACUUGGGCUGCUAUCAUUAGCAGCUUUGGUUUUUAUGAAGCCUGUGAACGACGGGCACGUUCUAAACAAGGUCUCUAUGUUGAAGGUAUCAUGUCAUCAAGUAGUUCCUAUUUCUUGGAAUUUAAAGAUGACGAUAUGAAUGGAGAAUUUGAAAUGUUUGAUUUGGUAACACCUCGAAAAAUGGGAGAUAUAAUCACUAGUUGUGAUGGCAUAUUACUGCUUUCAAAUGAUUCUGGACAAAUUUUUGCCGUGAACCCCAUUCUCAAACGCUGGUUUAGAAUUCCUCCUUUUCCUAAUUCUAUGCAAUUUCCAAAUAUUGUGCGUCAAUGCACUAUUGCUCGUGUUCCUGGCACUUUUGAAUUCAAGGUGUUUCUAAUGAAUGUCCUUGAAAUUUCGGGUUCUACUUGGUAUGUUUUCUAUGUGCUCAGAAUUGGAGUAGAUAACUCAUGGAAAGAGAUAGCUAGAAGAGAAAUUUUCCGUAACCAAUUAUUUUAUCGGGAACAAAUUUGUAGUGGAGAAAAGGGUCUUUAUUGGAUAACAAUUGAUGAGGUGGUUGCAAUAGAUGUUGGCGAGGAAAUUAUUGUGCGAGGAUAUCCACUUCCCAGUGAGUCAAACAAUGAGUUGAUGCUUGAUGGUUUGGAUCCAACGUAUUUAUGGAUGGGAAAUCACAUUUCUUGUAUUGUCAACGAAGAAGGAGAUUUUUACAAACCAUAUAAAGUCUUCAUUUUGGAUUUUGACUCAGGAAAAUGGUCUCUUUAUCAUGAAAUGAGGCCUUUUGAUGAUGUGGAUGCUUAUAGUCAUCAGCUUCAAAUUUUAUAUGUGACAUAUCGUUUCUGGAUUAAGGACCAUAUCAUCCUUCUAGUAUCUCUAAGUGAAAACCCAAUAGGUAAUAGAGAUCCUGCCAUAAAAAUGAGACACUUUACUUACAAUGUCAAAACCAGAGAUUUGACUGAGGUCCAGGGCCUUGAUUUGAGCAGUACUGCGGUAUGGCUUCACCGUAACACUCUAGCUUCAUUGCCAAGUACACCUAUUGACGUUUGA